AUGGUUGCGAGAACCCCACCAAAGCAGAAGAAAAUGUUGGCUCCUCUCAAUCCUGUUCUGAUAAGAGAAACACUCAACAAGGUGGAUCGGUGCAUGGCUAGGCUGCAGGAACUUCAGUACACUGUGACUGGUGGAACCAAGGUGGUGUCAGGGGUUAGUCUCAGCCCUCGCAGCACCAGAGGUUAUCUGAGAACAAGUCUCAGGUGCAAGCAAGAAUCAGCCAGGAUCAAGAAUGGUGCCCCAAGGAGAUCUCCAGUGGGGAAGUUUCCCUUUCAAGCAAACACAGGUGAAUGGAAGCGAAUGUCAUUGCCAGCAAUGCUUUUAGGCGAAACAAUUGGAGAAAUUUUACAGGCAAGUCAAUUUGCCAGAGAAAUAGUUUCAGCAGCUGGUAGGAAAACUGCUGCUGAGGACCCAAAAACUCCAGUGUCUCAAAGGAAAAACCAGAAAGUACAACACCAUGAUGAAAACACACAACUCAAGGCUAGAAGGAAGAAAGAGAAGCAAACCAAACUACAGGAUGAUGAUGAUUCACCAUCACUUCAAAGGGCUCGUUCGAGAAUUAUAUUUAAGGUUUCACCUCCAAAAGUUAGAGAAUUUCAUAAAGAAGAUAACAGGUAUUUGGCAAAUAGGGUAUCUCCCAGGCAUAGGCCAUGGGCUAGAAAGACUGUGCUAUUCCCCAACCCUUUGUUCCUGUCCACUCAUUCUUCAAAGUCACAACAGCAACAGUUUUGCAAGACCAGGUCCCCUAUCAUAUCAAGAAAUAGAGGAACACCACACAAGUUUUUGAUUAAGUCUCCACCUUCAGCUUCCAAAUUUCCUGUGUCAAUUUUACCCACAAGACCAACAACCUUGGGCGGGAGUUCUCCCAAGAGAUCCACUGCAUCUAAAUUUCGACGAUCUUUCUCUCCUUCAAGACUGGCGUCCAGAUUAGUUUCACCAUUAAAGAGCAACAAAACUGUACAAAAAAAUGAUGGGUUUGUAAGUGGACUGAAACAGCGCCCAGCAUCAACAGUACAAUUCCCUGCCCGAAGAAUUUAA
Gastrolobium bilobum is the source of this 1038-nucleotide messenger RNA. Its product is annotated as microtubule-binding protein TANGLED. Gene Ontology annotation, molecular function: microtubule binding. NCBI's taxonomy places the organism in Eukaryota, Viridiplantae, Streptophyta, Magnoliopsida, Fabales, Fabaceae. Bases 1 to 1038 code for a protein of 345 amino acids. Gene Ontology annotation, biological process: regulation of phragmoplast microtubule organization. The transcript has 5 exons. The record is from RefSeq and is a predicted model, not a curated record.